Molecule: messenger RNA, 1470 nt
Organism: Dissoconium aciculare CBS 342.82
Lineage: Eukaryota; Fungi; Ascomycota; Dothideomycetes; Mycosphaerellales; Dissoconiaceae
Exons: 1
Coding region: 78-1322 (414 amino acids)
Source: RefSeq, a predicted model, not a curated record
CUUCUCCUCAUUUCGCGCCAAGUGGUCUUCACUUGACAUUCCGCUGAUGCAGCACGCCUCUCAAUGGUCACCUGACGAUGUUGCAACAGCGACGAAGGUUGCAGUUCACCAGCACGCUCCUGAUUUGCGCUGUCUUGAUAUUAUGCAGUCUCAGAUACGUGCAAAACCGAGCGAGCCAUGGAAAAGCGUCGCGAGUUAUCCUUCCGGAUCUCAGGGUAGGGCGGCAGGAAUACCAGUUCAAGGAACCAGUGGUUAAUUCCACCAGUCCGUAUCCCAUCGGCAAGACAAAGCCUGCAGGUUCGAAUUAUACCAGAGCCUUGGUCAUUGCAAGUCUUAAGAAACAAGACACCGCGUGGGCAGAUGCAUAUCUUGGAGAAAUGCAAGAGGCAGGUCUCCUGUCUACCGCGAUCUAUGUCGUCGAUAACCCUCGAGCGAAGCCACGGGUGCCCAAGAACAAAGGUCAUGAGGCCAUGGUAUAUUUGACAUACAUCAUUGACAACUAUGAUGCCUUACCUGAUGUCUCGAUCUUUAUGCACGCGGAUCGCUACACCUGGCACAAUGACGACCUGCUGGAGAGGGACGCUGUCAAAAUGAUCCAGCACUUAAGUCCAGAGAGGGUGACUAGAGAGGGCUAUAUGAAUCUACGCUGUCACUGGGUACCAGGCUGUCCCGCAUGGCUGCAGCCGCAUAUGGCUGUACCUGACCCAGCGAAGGAAGAGCAAUUGGUUAUCGCACAGCAUUGGAGCCAACUAUUCCCCGAAGAACCUUUGCCAGAGGUACUUGCACAGCCAUGCUGUGGCCAAUUCGCUGUGUCACGAGAUCGGAUCCUGGAACUACCCAAGAAGCGUUAUAUGUUUCUGCGAGAAUGGCUGCUUAACACGGCUCUCACCGACUAUCUCUCCGGUCGAGUAUUCGAGUACACUUGGCAAUUCAUCUUCACCAAGUCCCCCGUGACCUGCCCUAGCAUGAGCGCAUGCUACUGUGAUGGCUACGGAAUUUGUUUUGGCAAUCCAAAGGAGUUCGACUACUGGUUCGAACUCCGAUACAAACGCAACGGGUACGUCGAAGCCAUGCGGAUGUGGCAGAAGAUGUUGGAUCAUCCACAAGGCAUGGUGUCUUUUGGAGCACCGGGUGCGAGAGCACUUUUAGGUGAGCUCUCUGGCGUUCCAGAUCGUGACAAAAUCGGCGAGGCGAAGAGGCUGGUCGAUAUAUACACGCGGGAUAUGGACGAGAGACUCGCGGCAGCAUUUGUGGCGGGCGAUAGUCCUCGGCAGCGCGCUCUCGAAUCAGGACGGGAUUGGAGAGAGGGAGAUGGUUUCUGAGUUGUACUGCUCCUUUCUCACGCAGGUACUGUGCCAUUCACAAAUCUACAGUCUGAUUCAGACGUUACAUUUUCGCAGUUUCGGACAUCACCUUAUCUUGCAGUAAGCCGCUCGCUAUUUUGUGCUCCUGCAUACUACGAUAGCAUGG